AUGGGGGCAGCGGUGACGAGCGGCCGCGCGGAGCGGGAAGGGGAGGCGGAGCGGAGGGAGGCGGAGCGGAGGGAGGCGGAGCGGAGGGAGGCGGAGCGGGGGAGGGGAGGCGCAGGGAGGGGAGGGGGAAGGGGGGAUGCGGGCGCGUGUGGUUUGGGUGUGGUGGAAAUGGAGCGAGGGGACAGAGGGGAGGGACAGCUCAGGGAGGCGAGUGGGGUGCGUAAGGUUAGGGGAGGGCGGGACGGAGGACAGGCAUGGGAGGGGCACGGGAUGGGUGGAUGGGAGGCGGGUGGGGAGGCGAAAGCGAGGGAGGAGAAAGGGAGGAGCGAAGGGAGGGGAGGGGAAGGGAGGGGAGCAGAAGGAAGGGGAGGAGAAGUGUGGGGAAGAGAAGGGAGGGGAAGAGAAGCAAAGCCAAAAAGGCAAACUCAGCUGACCACCGGCGUGGAUGCAUGCAGCUGGUGGGGCGAGGAGCAUUGGAGUCGACUUAAGAACACCCAAAGCAGGCACGCCCACCAGGUGGUCACUCCGGUGGCUGUACUGCUGGUGGAGCUGCUGCGAUCCCACUGCUGUACGCCCACCAGGUG
Closterium sp. Naga37s-1 is the source of this 584-nucleotide messenger RNA. The record is from the annotation of a GenBank genome assembly. NCBI's taxonomy places the organism in Eukaryota, Viridiplantae, Streptophyta, Zygnematophyceae, Desmidiales, Closteriaceae.